AGCUGGUUCCGCCUGUGGCCACGUGGCGCACGCGCAGUGCGGAAUUGUAGGUCUACACCGCCGGCUUGGGGUCUUCUCUGCGGUGCAGCUCACGGGUUUUGUCUCUCUGUGGUCCUUCCAUGUCGCAGGAGAAGGCUAGCAGCCCUUCGGGGAAGAUGGACGGCGAGAAGCCGGUGGAUGCCAGCGAGGAGAAGCGGAAAGAAGGAGGCAAGAAGAAGAGCAAAGAUGGAGGUGGAGAUGGAGGUCGAGCAGAGUUGAAUCCCUGGCCUGAAUACAUUAACACACGCCUUGAUAUGUACAACAAACUCAAAGCAGAACACGAUUCUAUCCUGGCCGAAAAGGCAGCAAAAGAUAGCAAGCCGAUUAAAGUCACCCUGCCUGACGGCAAGCAGGUGGAUGCGGAGUCCUGGAAAACCACGCCGUAUCAGAUUGCUUGUGGAAUUAGUCAGGGCCUGGCUGACAACACCGUUGUUGCUAAGGUGAACAAAGUCGUUUGGGACCUGGACCGCCCGCUGGAGACAGAUUGCACGUUGGAGCUGCUCAAGUUUGAGGACGAGGAAGCGCAGGCCGUAUACUGGCACUCCAGUGCCCACAUAAUGGGCGAGGCCAUGGAGAGAGUCUAUGGCGGAUGUCUAUGUUACGGCCCACCAAUAGAAAACGGCUUCUAUUAUGAUAUGUACCUUGAAGAAGGGGGCGUGUCCAGCAAUGACUUCUCUUCCCUGGAAACUUUGUGCAAGAAAAUCAUUAAAGAGAAACAAACUUUCGAAAGAUUGGAAGUUAAAAAGGAAACAUUACUAGAAAUGUUUAAGUACAACAAGUUCAAGUGCCGGAUAUUGAAUGAGAAAGUGAAUACUCCGACCACGACUGUCUACAGAUGUGGCCCUCUGAUAGAUCUCUGCCGGGGUCCUCAUGUCCGACACACCGGCAAGAUUAAGACUUUGAAGAUACACAAGAAUUCUUCCACGUACUGGGAAGGCAAAGCAGACAUGGAGACGCUCCAGCGGAUCUAUGGCAUUUCAUUCCCUGACCCCAAGCUACUGAAAGAGUGGGAGAAGUUCCAAGAGGAAGCCAAAAACCGAGACCACAGGAAAAUCGGGAGGGACCAAGAACUAUAUUUCUUCCAUGAACUUAGCCCUGGAAGUUGCUUUUUCCUGCCCAAAGGAGCCUACAUUUAUAAUACACUAAUGGAAUUUAUCAGGAGUGAAUAUAGGAAAAGAGGGUUCCAGGAGGUCGUCACUCCCAACAUCUUCAAUAGCCGGCUCUGGAUGACCUCUGGCCACUGGCAGCACUACAGCGAGAACAUGUUCUCCUUUGAGGUGGAGAAGGAGCAGUUUGCACUUAAGCCCAUGAACUGCCCGGGACACUGCCUGAUGUUCGAUCACCGGCCACGGUCCUGGCGAGAGCUGCCCCUGCGGCUAGCUGACUUUGGUGUGCUGCAUAGGAAUGAGCUCUCGGGGGCUCUCACCGGGCUCACACGGGUCCGAAGAUUCCAGCAGGAUGACGCACACAUCUUCUGUGCCAUGGAGCAGAUUGAAGAUGAAAUCAAAGGUUGUUUGGAUUUUCUUCGCACAGUAUAUAGUGUCUUUGGAUUUUCAUUUAAAUUGAAUCUUUCUACUCGCCCAGAAAAAUUCCUUGGAGAUAUUGAAAUAUGGAACCAAGCUGAGAAACAACUUGAAAACAGUUUGAAUGAGUUCGGUGAGAAGUGGGAACUAAAUCCUGGAGAUGGAGCCUUCUAUGGGCCAAAGAUUGACAUACAGAUAAAAGAUGCCAUCGGUCGCUACCACCAGUGUGCAACCAUCCAGCUGGACUUUCAGUUGCCCAUCAGGUUUAACCUUACUUACGUCAGCCACGAUGGCGAUGAUAAGAAAAGGCCAGUGAUUGUUCACAGAGCCAUCCUGGGGUCGGUGGAAAGAAUGAUUGCCAUCCUCACAGAAAACUAUGGGGGCAAAUGGCCUUUCUGGCUCUCUCCUCGCCAGGUGAUGGUGGUCCCAGUGGGACCGACAUGUGAUGAAUAUGCCCAAAAGGUACGGCAACAAUUCCAUGAUGCUAAAUUCAUGGCGGACACUGACCUGGAUCCAGGCUGUACCUUGAAUAAGAAGAUCAGAAACGCACAGUUAGCACAGUAUAACUUCAUCCUUGUUGUUGGUGAAAAAGAGAAAGCCAGUGGCACGGUGAACAUCCGCACGAGAGACAAUAAGGUCCACGGAGAGCGGACAGUGGAGGAGACGGUGCGGCGGCUGCAGCAGCUCAAGCAGACGCGCAGCAAGCAGGCAGAGGAGGAGUUCUAGCAGGCACACGCUGUGCCCGAGCUGGCGCCGUGUCAGGGAAGACCUUGUACACCGGGAAGCAAGCGUGGCUUCAGGCCGAGCGUGGAGUAGCUCUGCAGUCUGCAUGAAUCGGCCUUUGAUCUGGCCAAGUCUUAGAGAAUGUUGUAGAUGGGGGUUAAGAGAACCAUUUAAAGUAUUUUGUUCAUUAAAUGCCUCUUUCCAAAAAUGGAAGAUCCAAAAAUGGGGAUGUUUUAUGUACCCGGGUUAUUUUGUAUGAAUUCAAUCAAUUAGGAAAUAAAAAGAUUUUAAAUGUGUCUAAGGAGAAAACAGAGUUGAAUUAUGGCGUUAAAAUAAAAUUUACUACCAAAG
Messenger RNA from Mus musculus (house mouse), 2636 nucleotides. RefSeq names its product threonyl-tRNA synthetase 1 (gene Tars1). The record is from RefSeq and is marked provisional. Gene Ontology annotation, molecular function: zinc ion binding; identical protein binding; nucleotide binding. The transcript is spliced from 19 exons. Gene Ontology annotation, cellular component: cytoplasm. Gene Ontology annotation, biological process: threonyl-tRNA aminoacylation; tRNA aminoacylation for protein translation; tRNA aminoacylation. Bases 120 to 2288 code for a protein of 722 amino acids. NCBI's taxonomy places the organism in Eukaryota, Metazoa, Chordata, Mammalia, Rodentia, Muridae.